AUGGAGCGGAAAUGGAGCGGCGGAGCGGAGCUGCGUGCGUCACGGCGGCCUCAGUCGUUUGGCUUCGGUCCAGAUCCGAUUAACGGGCAACUCAGUCCCUACAAAUACCAUACCGAAGGGGGAAAAGGUACUCACCCUGUCCCCUCUCCCCCAGCCCCAUCUGGUCUGCUCUGCAAGGACAUGACCUGCUGCCAUCCUCCCUCCACUACUCUCCUGUUAGUCCUGCUCAGCAUUGCUCCACAGCUACCUGCUGCUGCCCCACUGCUUACUGAAAGCCCUCUCACGGUCACCAGCAAUGAGACACUCUGGCUGGUGCACCAAGAACCAGCCACAGCAGCUGGAGCGGUCAGGACACACAGGAAAGUGGAAGCCAUCCUCCAGACUCCACUGGGACAGGGCCGCUUUACAGACAUAGACUCUGCCAGGGCGCUGGUGUCUGUGUUGUUAGAGGCUCUUGAUCAUCCAGCUAGAGAAGAGAAUGGAAACCUGGUAGAGACAGCAGAGUACAUGAAGAAGGAGCCAUGGAAGGAGCUGGAGAUGUGGAUGGAUCAGGAGGACCAGAGAAACCCUGAGCAAGGCGUGGGUGAAGAGGAGAAUAUAGAGAUACCACAGUCUGGAGUGACUAAGGUGAUGCAAGGAGUGGAGAAGGGAGGAGAAGAAAAGGUAGGAUUAACAGACCCAUGGGUUUCAGACGAGGAGAAGAAGAAUAGAAAUGGUGAAAAGAAGUUUGAGGAAAAGGAAGGGCUUCUACAGAGUUGGCUCAGUAAGAAAGUAGAAGUCCCAUCCCAUAUCAUCACCUCACUACAACGUAAAACCAGGGGCUAUUUUCAAAACAUUGACCUUGGACUCCAGGACAAUGAGAUCCUCCCACCUCUGAAGGGCUACAAAGCUUAUAACCAGCAGCUGGCCUUGGCCAGCAAAAAGCUCAAGUGGCAGGAAGAGAGAGAGAGAAACCCCUCCCAGCUCGACCGAAACUUCAUGGAUGAUUUUGACUUCAUAGAAGAGGAGGAGGAGGUUCUUCCCCGCGAAGAAGAAGAGGCAAGAGCCCGAGCUGAGCAAGAAGAGGUGCAGAGACAGGAGGCAGAGGCACAAGAGGCACGAGAGGAAGAGCAGAGACUUGCAGAUAUCGCCUCUGACAUGCUUCUGGAAUACAUGGGGAGGAAACAAAAAACAGCCUCUUAUAUGAAAGACAGGAAGAAUGCUUUAUUGCUCAACAAUGUGGCUGAGGAUAAACGGUCUAACGAAGUGGAGGACAGUGAUGAUGAUGAAAUGGACCCAGAGACAAUUGACAAGCUGAUCGAAAUCUCUAGUAAACUGCACCUACCUGCUGAUGAUGUAGUCGAGAUCAUCACAGAUGUGGAAGAGAAGAAGAAGAGGAAGGACCCACCCCCCAACAAUACCCCCCGUUUCCGGCCUUUAGUCCCACUCAAAGCCAAACCAAGGGCUCCCCUUUACCAAUACCCUAAGUCCCCAAAGAAAUCCUCUUACAAGAUUAACCCAUAUACAAAGUGGUACAAGGAGAAAAGUAAACCCAAGUUCAACAAGCAGGACUACUGGUUUAAGCCAGAGAAGCAGUUAUUAGCAUAUCCUUCCUUUCCCUACUAUCAGAAGCCAUAUCGAGCCUAUUACCCUGUCUAUUUUCCAUCUCCUAAACCACGCUUCUAUACAAAUCCUGCGCUCUCCUUUGACUACAACUUUGGAGACCCUAUUGGUUAUGGCUUUAAGCCUCCCAAACGUAGGUACAAAGACAGAGCCAAGGGGAGGGAGCGAAACAGGGUGCAAGGGGCCCGCCGGCCCCAAAAUAUCUAUCCUUUAGCAGACACAGUCAUUUCUAACUACAUCCUUCCUCAUCCCCGAACUUACCAGACGCUCCCCGUGCCCAAAGCCCGUUCUCCUCCAAGUGCAGUGGCACCUGGCUAUUAUUACCACCCAGACUAUGCGUAUGAUGAGCCAGAGCCUGUGCCAGAUAGUGACGAUGAGCUGGAGAACUUCAUUGAGAAGAUUUACUACAAUCGCAGGUUGUUCUAG
This is a messenger RNA of Ictalurus furcatus (blue catfish), 2028 nucleotides long. RefSeq lists its product as uncharacterized. Bases 1 to 2028 code for a protein of 675 amino acids. The record is from RefSeq and is a predicted model, not a curated record. Gene Ontology annotation, molecular function: neuropeptide hormone activity. The transcript is spliced from 2 exons. NCBI's taxonomy places the organism in Eukaryota, Metazoa, Chordata, Actinopteri, Siluriformes, Ictaluridae.